AUGCUGACUCCGGCUGCAGCGGCUCCAUCCCACGGUCUCAGCUCGGAGCGUGCGGCUGGUGCGGAGCAGCUGAAAAUGGCCGGUGAUGGCGGCGCGCUGAAGGAGAUCAAUGAGAUUAAAUCCCAGUUCCGCACCAGAGAGGGCUCCUACAAACUGCUCACACUCUCAGACUCCCAGCAGCGCGGGGGCCUGGCCCGGGGAGCCUCCGGGGCCUCCACACUGGGGCCCGUGACGGGGGCGGGGGGGGUCGGGCUGCUUCAAGGGCCAGGGACCACCGCGUCCUCCUCCAACCCCGGGACCAGCUCCUCUCCCACGGGCUUCCUGCCUCCGGUCCGGGUGUCCAUGGUCAAGCUGCAGCCAGAGGACCCGGGGGAGGAGUCUGAGCGCGUGUGCUUCAACAUCGGCCGCGAGCUCUACUUCUACACGUACACGAGCAUCAAGAAGGCCGUAGACCUGAGUAAACCCAUCGAUAAGCGCAUAUACAAAGGCACGCAGCCGACCUGCCACGACUUUAACCAGUUUUCUGCCAGCGCUGACAGCGUGGCGCUCAUCGUGGGCUUCUCUGCGGGACAAGUGCAGUACCUGGACCCCAUCAAGAAGGAGACCAGCAAACUGUUCAACGAAGAGAGACUGAUCGACAAGUCCAAAGUCACGUGUCUGAAGUGGCUGCCCCAGUCCCAGAGCCUGUUCCUGGCGUCCCACGCCAGCGGACACUUGUACCUGUACAACGUGGAGCACUCGUGUGGGACCACCCCCCCCCAGUACUCGCUGCUGCGGCAGGGGGAGGGCUUCGCCGUCUACGCCUGCAAAUCCAAAAGCCCCCGCAACCCGCUGCUGCGCUGGGCCGUGGGGGAGGGGGGGCUGAAUGAGUUCUCCUUCUCCCCGGACGGUGUGCAUGUGGCCUGCGUGGGGCAGGACGGCUGUCUGAGGGUCUUCCACUUCGACUCCAUGGAGCUGCAGGGGGUCAUGAAGAGCUACUUCGGGGGGCUGCUGUGCGUGUCCUGGAGCCCGGACGGGAAGUAUCUGGCAACCGGCGGCGAGGACGAUCUGGUCACGGUCUGGUCCUUCUCCGAGAGCCGCGUGGUGGCGCGAGGACACGGGCACAAGUCCUGGGUCAACGUGGUGGCCUUUGACCCCUUCACCACCUCCCUGGAGGACGAGGAGCCCAUGGAGCUCAGCGGCAGCGAGGAGGACCUUCACCAGGGGGUGCCACACAACACCACACACUUUGGGCGAGUGCGGACCAGCAGCACGCUGUCGCACCUGUCCCACCACAGCUCCAGGGGGGGGGGCUCGGCCUCCGUCACCUACCGCUUCGGCUCCGUGGGACAGGACACACACUUCUGUCUGUGGGACCUCACAGACGACGUGCUGUACCCCCGCCUGCCCCUGUCCCGUGCCUUCACCAACACCUUCAGCCCCUCCCUGUCCAGCACCGCGGUCAGCUCAGGGGGCGGAGCUACGGCUGUGGAAGGCCAUCACCACCCCCCCAACACCAACCCCCCCACCCUGCCCCUGCCUCUGCCCCGCUCCCUGUCCCGCUCUAACUCCCUGCCCCAUCCCGCCGUGGCCAACGCCUCCAAGAGCCAGGGCUCUGAGGGGGGGGCCUGCAGUGGGGGGGGCAGUGGGGGCGGGGCCAACAACAGCAUCACCCCCUUCAGCAUCGGGCGCUUUGCCACGCUGUCCCUGCAGGAGCGCAAGAGCGACAAGUCCAGCGUGGAGAAGGAGCACAAGCGCUACCACAGCCUCGGCAACAUCAGCAAGAGCAACGACAAGAUCAACGUGGCCCCCAGGAGCCAGCGCCUGGACGCCGCCAAGGUCCUGGGGACCACCCUGUGUCCCCGCCUGCACGAGGUGCCGCUACUGGAGCCGCUGGUCUGUAAGAAGAUCGCCCACGAGAGGCUCACGGUGCUGGUCUUUAUGGACGACUGCAUCAUCACGGCCUGUCAGGAGGGCCUCAUCUGCACAUGGGCCCGGCCCGGCAAGACGAAUGUGGCUGCACAGAAUGGCAGCUCCCCCAGUGGCACGGUGGUGUAA
Messenger RNA from Knipowitschia caucasica, 2037 nucleotides. NCBI's taxonomy places the organism in Eukaryota, Metazoa, Chordata, Actinopteri, Gobiiformes, Gobiidae. The record is from the annotation of a GenBank genome assembly.